AUAAUACCAGCUGCCAUGGACACGAACCUCACAAUGGUAUUGCUUGACAUGUAGGAAUCCAUCGAAUGGAAUCGAAAUUUUUUUUAGUAAAGUGGUUGGUGGUGCGAUGCGUAAGUUCCCAUCUACCUAAGGAAGUUCCUCUCUUUCAUUGCCACCGAACAGCAAAACUUCUGUUUGAACUCCUUAUUGAUUUCAGCAGAUCACCACAGAAGAUUGCAGGAUCAAUUUCCUCUGGCAGAGCUUAAAGGAUUGAAGCAGCCUCUGUUCCUGUGCAUGAACUGAAGCUUCGACCAGGGAUUUUGAGGCCAUAUCUUCUCUUAAAAGACCCAACAAGGACUGUAAUUUCCAGAACUCUUCAAGGCCAUAACUUCUACUAAGAGCUAGGAAGAACAUUAAAGAGUUAUGGAUGUAGAUGAAGUAUUGGCAUCUUCAAUUGCAGCAAAGCUUCGUCCUAAGCCUCCAUUGUCCUCUCAAGCUUGUAUCUUCAGAGUUCCCCAUGUACUCUCUAGCCAAAGUGAAGGUGCUUUUGCACCUAAUAUAGUCUCAAUUGGCCCCUUUCACCAUGGUCAUGAAAACCUAAAGAGCAUGGAAGAAUUCAAACUAUGGUAUUUGCAUGGCCUCCUCUCUCGAGCCCCAACUCCAGAGACAAGUUUAAAGGUAUUCACCAAAGCCAUUAGACAAUUGGAGAAACGUGCGCGUGAGUGUUAUGCAGAAGAACUGAUUGACCUCGACAAAGAUGGAUUGGUGGAAAUGAUGUUGGUCGAUGGUUGUUUCAUCAUAGAACUUUUCCGCAAGAAAGCAAAUGGCAUAGAAGGAGUUCAAAGAGAUGAUCCCAUAUCCAACACACCUUGGAUGGACACUUACUUGAGAGUUGACUUGAUGUUGCUUGAGAAUCAAAUCCCAUGGUUUGUUCUUGAAUGUCUAUUCAACCUCACUGAGCCUCCCAUACAAAGAAGCCAUUCCCUAACCAAACUUGCACUUAAUUUCUUUGAUACUAUGAUGCCAAUGACAGUUCCUGCCAAAUUAAGCUCUAGACAUGAAACAAAGCAUUUACUUGACUUACUGUGGAGCAGUAUAAUUUCAGAUUCUGCAGAUGUAGAGUUGACAUUGGAGAAUGAUCAGUACUGGGAAGUAAUUCCUUCUGUGACAGACCUUGUAGAGGCUGGAGUCAAAUUCAGGAAGGGAAACUCUAAUGAAGAAAUACUGAACAUAAGAUUCAAAGAUGGGGUUAUGGAGAUACCACCAUUGUUGAUUCAAGGAAGCACAGAAUGGCUCUUUCGGAACCUUAUUGCUUAUGAGCAGUGCAAUUAUUUAUUGCCUAACCGAAUCACAUCUUAUGUUGUGCUUUUAGACUGUCUUUUGAACUCAUCAAAGGAUGUGCACUUACUAGGGGAGAAAGGAAUAGUAGAGAACUGGUUGGCCACUGAAGAAGAUGCUUCCCUUUUCUUUAGCAGGUUAUGGAAAGGUGCUACUCUCCACAAAUUCUAUUAUGUGGGAAUUUGCCAGAAAGUGAAUGCAUAUUAUAGAACAAGUUGGCAUAAGUGGCGUGCAACACUAAAGCGUGACUACUUCAACAACCCAUGGACCAUAAUUUCCCUCAUUGGUGCUAUUGUACUGCUAAUUCUUACCUGCUUGCAAACCAUUUUCUCUAUCUGCUAACUCAUAUUCAGUUAUCAUUAGUUCUUGUCUUUCAUUUCAUUUC
Messenger RNA from Macadamia integrifolia, 1702 nucleotides. Its product is annotated as UPF0481 protein At3g47200-like. Bases 403 to 1659 code for a protein of 418 amino acids. The record is from RefSeq and is a predicted model, not a curated record. Lineage: Eukaryota; Viridiplantae; Streptophyta; Magnoliopsida; Proteales; Proteaceae. The transcript has 2 exons.